CCAGCGUUUUAAGCCUUGCCCCACGCUGCCUUAUGGAUCUAACUUAGCAGGGCGCUGCUUUCGCGCGGAUUUGCCGUCCCGACACGACUUCAGAUGCAUGCCAGGUUCCUGGUGAAUGCCAGAAGUAGAGAUCACUACAGAUGGAGUCCCAAGGUCAACAUGGCAAUGGCAGUUCAUUAGUUGUCCUUCAGCAGCCUUCUUUGGAUAGCAGGCAAAGGGUAGACUAUGAAAGAGAGGUCCAGCCAACAGCGAUCUUGUCCCUGGAUCAGAUCAAGACCAUCAGGGGCAGCAACGAGUACACUGAAGGCCCAUCUGUGGUGAAAAAGUCUGCUCCACGGACAGCGCCUAGGCAAGAAAAGCAUGAACGGACUCAUGAAAUCAUACCGAUUAAUGUGAAUAAUAAUUAUGAGCACAGACCCAGCCACCCCAGUCACUUGCUGCAUCAACAUAACUCACGGGCUCCUGUGUUGAGCAGAUCUACGAGCACUGGGAGCGCAGCUAGUUCUGGAAGCAACAGCAGCGCAUCUUCAGAGCAGGGCCUGCUGCUAAGGUUACCCCCAUCUAGGCCGGGGCCAGGCCACAGAUCUGAGAGGCCUAUCUGGACGCAGCCCAAGCCGUCAUCUCUGAUUGUGGAUGACCUGACAGGUCCCUUGAAAGAGGACUUGACACAGUACAAAUUUAUCUGUGAACAGUGCGGGAAGUGCAAAUGUGGAGAGUGCACAGCGCCCAGGGCCUUGCCAUCCUGCUUGGCCUGCAACAGGCAGUGCUUGUGCUCAGCAGAGAGCAUGGUGGAAUACAGCACCUGUAUGUGCCUGGUCAAAGGGAUCUUCUACCACUGUUCCAAUGAUGAUGAAGGGGACUCUUAUGCGGAUAAUCCUUGCUCUUGUUCCCAGUCACAUUGCUGGUCUAGGUACUUAUGCAUGGGAGCCCUAUCCUUGGUUUUGCCUUGUUUGCUCUGCUACCCUCCUGCAAAAGGAUGCCUAAAACUGUGCCGAGGGUGUUAUGACCGGAUCAAUCGUCCAGGUUGCCGAUGUAAGAACUCCAACACGGUUUAUUGUAAGCUGGAAAGUUGCCCCUCUCGGGGUCAAGACAAGCCCUCAUGAUUUACGGAGGGAGAUGUUCAGUUCUUCAAACUCUUUCAGGUUGUGGCUGGCUUUUCUGUCUUGAUUUUUCCACCAACCCUCCCCCCCCCAUUAUUUUCCAUUCUUCCUCUAAUGUUCUUUCUUUCCUACACUGUAGUUUCUCUCAGCAAGGGCAAAUCUGAGUGUUUCCUUGAUCUUUGGCAAAUGUGGCCCACAUACUUGCAUAUCUCAG
Messenger RNA from Euleptes europaea (tarantolino), 1314 nucleotides. RefSeq names its product sprouty RTK signaling antagonist 1 (gene SPRY1). The transcript has 2 exons. The record is from RefSeq and is a predicted model, not a curated record. Gene Ontology annotation, biological process: multicellular organism development; negative regulation of MAP kinase activity; negative regulation of Ras protein signal transduction. NCBI's taxonomy places the organism in Eukaryota, Metazoa, Chordata, Lepidosauria, Squamata, Sphaerodactylidae. Gene Ontology annotation, cellular component: membrane; cytosol. The coding region runs from base 141 to 1103 and encodes 320 amino acids.